This is a messenger RNA of Oldenlandia corymbosa var. corymbosa, 3726 nucleotides long. Lineage: Eukaryota; Viridiplantae; Streptophyta; Magnoliopsida; Gentianales; Rubiaceae. The record is from the annotation of a GenBank genome assembly.
GUUUUCAUUUCAUAUUGUUCUCAAAGCGACGGACAUGGCGAAUCUUCAAACCAAUCUCAUUCAUUCAUUCAUUUGUUUGUGGAAAUUAUUAGUAUCUUCAGUCCUGUUUUAACUAGCAACCAUUGUUCUUCUACCAUCUAUCUUUGGCAUUCGUUGUUUUUCUGUAUCUUUCAUCAGUUCCUGUAGCUUUAAUUUUUCAAUCUAACCAACUUUUCCAUCCAUCGAUCUAGCCUGCAAAGAUAUUCUAUAUUUAAAACUGUACACCCUUGGAAGAAAAAGAAAAUUGUAAGAUGGGUGCUUAUGCAGCAGCACUACACCUCAAGAACCUGUUGCGUGAGGAAUUACUAACUUUUCUGGCAGAAGUUGUUGUCGCAGAAAAGGGAGUGAUUGCGAAGUUGCUUGAGUUUGUCAAUGAUUUGAAAGAUGAAUUUGGGAGUUUAAAAGAUGUUUCUGCUUCUUAUCUCCCAAUUGUCAAGCGACGUCUUCAAAAGGUACUUUGCAAAACGCCUUUCGAUGAAAAAUAUACCAAUUAUGUCAAGGAUGGCAGAUCAGAGAGCAUCAUGCAUGAUCUUGAUGCCAUCCAAUUCACACUGGGUGAACUCAUGCGUGAAAUUGAUGGCGGCGUUAUUAAUUAUCCGCCUAACAUCUUAUCUAUAAAAUGUGAGUUUGUAAAAGUUCUGCUUUCUGCUGUUCAAGAAGUUAAAGAGCCAGUUACCUUGGUCUUACAAGCAGAAAAAGCAGCCACUUCACUUUGUGAUAGAGUAACUGAAGAUCUGCUAUCGAAAAUCACAAGUCCUGAUAAUGAUGAAGUGGUUAACUGCAUAAAAAUUGCUGCUGACACAGCUGCUGACACUGUUGAAGAUUUCUUAACAAACACUCCUUUUUUGUUGGGGACAAACCAUAUUCUACAAGUUAAGAAUGCUUGUGAUUUGUUGAAUGACAUUGACCAAAUGCUGUUUCACUCAUCAGAAGAGGCAUCUUUCAGUAUUGAGAGAUCUAUGAAGGAUGGUGUGCUAAAAGACAUGGACCACUUGCCGUUGCAGAAUGCUUCACAUAGGGCAUAUUGCACCCGGGAGAGAAAUAUGGGGGAUGGCAUGUUGAAAUACAUUGUGGGGUUGCUAUCAAAGACAUUGCAGAAGAGAGCUUCCCUUCAGAGAGAGAUCUAUGAUGAUUCCACUAAGUUGCCAUUAAGUCAUGAUUUGCCGCUCCCAAAUUCGCAUCCCACUAAUAUACGCUGUGAAAAGGAAGUGGAAGAGGGUGCAGGACAUUUAGCUUUCCACUUGAGCACCAAACUAGAAACUUCAUCAGAACAAGAGGAAAUUGUGGUUGGUAUUGAUGACUACAUUUCAGCAAAUCAUUGAUGUUCUUACGAGUCCAGUAUCUAAACUGACAACUGCGGAAGUUGUGGGGAUGGGCAUUGGUAAAACAACUCUUGCCCGAAAAGUUUUCCAACUUUGUUGUAAGUUCCGUCUAUUUGAUCGCAUUGCUUGGGUGAAUUAUACAUCUAAUAUAGACCAAGUGUUGUCCUGUCUUUUGCACUGCAUGAAUCUGCCUAAUGAUAAAAUUCAAGGACUAACCAGACAAGAUAAAGGAGAAAACUUGCGGAAAAGUUUGAAGAUGAGAAAGUACUUCAUGGUUUUUGAUGGUUUAUGGGAUUUGGACUCCUGGAAAGAUAUUCUGAAUUUUCUUCCAGAAGAUGAAGUUGGAAGCCGAAUACUAAUAACUAGUCGUGAAAUGAUGCAAUUUCCCACCAUUGAAGGUACGAUUGUUUCAGAUUUUCCACAUCAUAAAUAUUUUCCUAUGAGCAUUCUAAAUGAAAAUCAAAGCUGGGAAUUACUGGAAAAAAAGUUAUUUGGAAACAAAAGUUGCCCCGCUGAUAUGGUGGAAGUGGGAAAGCAAAUUGCUAGACAAUGUGGAGGACUACCAUUAGCAAUUGUUCUUAUAGCUGGCACUCUGUUCAACCUUCCAUAUCCAGAGUCUUACAAAUCCUGGUUGAGUGUCAAGGAUGACAUAACUUCAAUUGUAUUUGCGAACCCAGGGUCGUGUCUGGACAUAAUUGGUUUAAGUUACAAUUACUUGCCCCCUCAACUGAAAGCCUGUUUACUUCUAAUGGCUGGGGCUUUUCCUGCUAAAUGUGAGAUUGAUGUAGAAAAGCUUAGCAAUUUGUGGAGGGCUGAGGGUUUCUUGGAUGCUGUUCAUGACGAGCCAGAGAUCAUCUUAAAAGAACUUAUACGUAGGAGUUUAGUUUCAAUUGGCAGAAAAAGUUUCGAGGGAAAAAUCAAAACAUGUAUGCUUCAUGAUCUUGUGCAACAGUUGUGCUUGAGAGAAGCUCAAAAGGAAAACUUCAUGCAUUCUGUAGAUGGAAAUGCAAAUGGUAACGGAAUUGCCCAAGGUUUAGAGAAGCAACGUCAUCUCAUUUUCAACAUUGAAGAUUGUGAUGGUUGUCAAAUAUUGCCUCCACUUCCUCAUCUCCGAUCUUUUAUAUGGCUUGCACUUGGUUCUGAUUUUACUCCAGGUAUGGUAGGUCUCAUACUAUCAGGUUUUAAAUGGUUAAGAGUGUUGGACAUAUAUUUCUUGCCUUUUGAUACCUUUCCUGGACAAAUACUUAACUUGGUCAAUUUAAGAUAUCUAGCACUCAAUGUGAGAUAUAAGCUUGACAAGUCAGUGUCUCAGCUUCACAAACUUGAGAUCUUGCUUGUGUAUGGUCCCUGGAGCCAUAAUCAGAAUGAAGGAACCCCAGCUAUAUUUUUGGAUCUUUCAAAAAUGCGAUGCUUGUCGCAUGUUAGCAUUUGGGUGCCAAGUAUUUUAAAAAGUUAUAAGAUUCCGGAUUCUUUUAGACAUCUUAACCUUACGGCUUUUUCCAAAGUAACAUUUCACAGCUCAUGGCUGCUGUUCGGGUGCUCACCAAAUCUUAAGAAACUCGGAGUUUUUGAAACCAAAGAAGAUUACCAGACUGGUAAAGUGUUGAGAUGCUUCUCGGACAGGGGGUUUCAAAGAUUGAAUCAACUAGAUUCACUGAAGUGUUCUUUCUACAAAGGGAAGGCGGAAGCAAGAAGUUUAGAUUUGAGUGCUUUACCAGCCACUCUCAAAAAGUUGACAUUGACAGGGAGUUGUUUAUCUUGGGACCAAAUGAAGCUUCUUGCGGGGUUACCCAAUCUGGAGACUUUAAAGCUGAAAAAUGAGGCUUUUAUAGGGCCAGAGUGGGUGCAAACUGAUGAGGUAUUUCCUCGUCUGAAGCAAUUACUGAUUGACAAUGCAGGUCUAAUGGUGUGGCAAACUGGAAAUGAUGAUGAGCACUUCCCCAGUCUUGAGCGGCUAGUUCUGAAGUACUGCAGGUUUCGUCAGGAGAUCCCUUUGGGCAGUGGGCAAUUCAGUAGUCUUGGGUCAAUUGAGCUGCACCAUUGUUGUGAAUCAGUUGAGAAAUCAGCCCGAGAAUACGAGGAAUAUUAUGGCAGCCCUAGUAUCGUUUGUUCGAAGUAGCAUUCUUGAUAGCUAUCUUCCUUGAUUCGCUGUCUAUGCCUUUAUGUAAUGAACUAAUAAAAUUAUUUUCGACAGUUAUUCAAUCGGCUCCAAUGAUAAAGGUUUUAUUAUGUUUGUUCCUUCUCUUUUUAGCAGCAAAUAGAAGACAAAAGACGUAGGCUCUGAUUGGUUGCAAGAAAUCGGAAUUGUGAUAGAAUUUAUUUUAUUAUUAUUAUUAUUUUUUUUAAAGGUAGUAUGUGUUGAUGA